CUAAGAUGGCGGCUUCACCGGGCACCGGAGUAGUGCGUCCAAAAACACAACGUGGAAGACGGGCAGUCGAACAGCGUGCGCCGAAGAUUAUUGAAAACACCAAAACUGCUUUGUUCCUGCGGGGUGGCAAGACAAGCGAGAUUGUGACUCAAGCCAUGAAAGAUCUGUGUUUACUUAAAAAACCUAACUCAGUCAUGUUUCAAAGGAAAAAUAUCAUGCGACCAUUUGAAGAUCACACUUCACUUGAAUUCUUCAGUGUUAAGAAUGAUGCAGCUUUAUUUCUCUUUGGGUCUCAUUCCAAGAAGAGGUCUCACAAUCUGGUUAUAGGUCGCUGUUUUGAUGGCCAUAUCUUGGACAUGAUUGAGUUAGGAAUUGACAAGUUUCUGUCACUAAGUCAGUUUAAAAUUCAGAAGUGUUCAGUUGGCACCAAGCCUUGCUUGCUAUUUUCUGGACAAGAAUUUGAAAAUGAUGUCAUUUACAAACGUCUGAAAAGUAUUCUCAUAGACUUUUACAGAGGACCGGUAAUAGAGAAAGUCAGAUUACAGGGAUUAGAGCAUGUGCUACAAUUUACAGCUGUGGAUGGGAAAAUUUACCUGAGAAGCUACAGAGUAUUGCUAAAGAAAUCAGGAAGCCGCACUCCACGUGUUGAGGUUGAAGAAAUGGGACCUUCUCUUGAUCUGGUUCUUAGAAGAACACACUUAGCAUCAGAUGACUUAAUGAAGGCUGCCACAAGAGUGCCUAAAGUAGUUAAGCCCAAGAAAAUAAAGAAUGUCUCAUAUGAUGCAUUUGGUACCAAGGAAGGAAAAGUACACAUGCAACGGCAAGAUUACUCUAAACUACAAACCAGGAAAAUGAAGGGACUCAAAAGACAAUUGAAUACUAAAGGAAAACCACAGACAGAGAAAAUUAAGAGGAAAAAAACAGUCUGACAAUGUGAAUUAGAUUUAACUGAGCUCCAACCAUACUGCUAUUCUCAAGGUAGAUAUUGUAGUUGCUACUUAUGGAGGUAAAUAAUUGUUAAAUUCAAUGUUAAAUUCAAUGUUAAACAACAGACCUCGGCACCAGGUUCUGGGGAAUAAAAUUUAGGAUUUGUGAGUUUAUUCCCUAAAGCCUGGCAGUGACAUAUUAACUUUGUUUUAAAACAAAUGGUAAAAUAUCAAAAUAAGUUUUACUGUUGUUUGUAAAUCAUCAUCUUUGUGAGUUCUUGUUCUUCUUUCAAGAACUAUCUGUUUUCAGUAAAAGGAGUGGAAUUACAUUUUGACAGUAAAUGAAUAUUCAUUUUAAACAAAAAUUAUGAGAUUAAAAAGUAUUUGGGUGUUGUUCAGCACAUUUCCACCAAAUACUCGGAUACAACAUUAAAAUGUAAUACUCCACAGAAGGUCAGAGUCACACAUGUGAAACACAUUUACAGUCCUUAUGCAUGAUUACAGUGUUGAAAAUGUACACCUAA
Molecule: messenger RNA, 1450 nt
Organism: Stylophora pistillata
Lineage: Eukaryota; Metazoa; Cnidaria; Anthozoa; Scleractinia; Pocilloporidae
Product: ribosome production factor 2 homolog
Biological process (GO): ribosomal large subunit assembly; maturation of LSU-rRNA from tricistronic rRNA transcript (SSU-rRNA, 5.8S rRNA, LSU-rRNA)
Cellular component (GO): nucleolus
Molecular function (GO): rRNA binding
Source: RefSeq, a predicted model, not a curated record